UCAAAAAAAAGGAGAAGAAGCUAAGAUUGAACUCCAAAAUUUCGCUAAGGAAAUGAAAACUAGGAAAAGCUAGGGCAAAAGUGGUGUAAUGAGCUAAAGAACAUGGAAGGCAAAACCUAUAGUCUGUGAUUAAGGAUUUUUUUCGUGCUAUUGUAGAUACACCUGCAAUAGCUUGGAUCUUCUCACAGAUACACCGUGCCUUGCUUACUCCGAUGCUUGUGAACAGGACUUGGUCCUAAUAAACGAUUUGCUAAGAUCGCAGCAGGGACUCGCUGCAUAGCUAGCUUAUACAGCUGUUUACCGGAAGAAUAGCGACAGCAUCUCUAAAACAAGCUUUCAGAAUGAACGCCAUCGAAAUUCUGAAGGGGUUCGGUCUCUGUGCCUCACUAAACCUCUACUACGUCGAAGUAUUUUCUGUUGCUGUCACACUCGUGGUAUAUACGUGCAUGCUGGCUAUUGCCCUUGGCGUUGUUCAGCGAGGGACUUCUCAUGGAGUGCCUUUGAAGAACUUCGUUUCUGGGGUCAUUAUGUCAGCGCUUGCCCUAGCGUUUACAGAUCCCUCGGCUGCUAAGGGUCCUGCCUACAUGCAGAAUACGUGCGGUGUAUUUACUCAGCUUAUCGUCUGCCUCACAAUUCUUGCCUAUUCGGCGGACUUCAACAAAGAUGCACGACUGGCUGCCGCUGGAACUGUGUUAUUCUCUGUGUUGGCCAAUAUGCGUGCACACGCGCUUCAUGUUUUAACCCUAUGGAGUUCUGUGCAUUUAGCUAUCAUCCCGACACUCGACUACGUAACGGCUGUGCGGUCUGGCGUAUCCAACCCACCUGACCUUGUCAUGCUAAUUUUGAUGGUGUCGGGAACCCUAUCACUUCUCAGUUGGGGCACUUUCAUCUUGAUGUCAGGUCUACAACUAAUGGCAUUUACCAAUUUUGUGGGGGCAAUCGUUGCCAUGGCCACUUUGAAGAAUAUGCUAGCGGCAAAAGUCAAGGCAGCUUGAGAAUUUGUUUUUUUUUUUCCAGUAAAGCCUCAUAAUGAUGUUCGUAUUGGCCAGUUAAAUCUGCAAGUAUAGCCGACAUUGAAAAAAAUAGUGAACGCCAACUCUUGGUUACAUAUUUCGUAUCUGUAAUAUGGUAGACGAAAAACAAUAGGAACUAACUGUCAUGUGAUGACUAAAGUCAAAGUAUGAUCUGAAAGGACUGCAAGCUUCUGCAGUGGAACUCAGAUCAGACUUUAUAGUUAACAGAAGUUUCGAAACAGCAUUGACACUACUCGUCUAGCUUUGUACGGCGACAACCGGUGCGUUAGUGGAAAACAUAGAGCUAAGAAACUAACAAAAUGUAGUAGAACUUCUGAUAGGUAAUAUAUUUUGUACCGAGUUUAAGGAAGCCUACAAAAAACCUAAGAAAUAAGUGGAGGCUGUAUAACAAAAAGAUGCGACUAAAUAACGAACCUACUUGAGCUUUGACAAGAAGCAUUAUAUAAAAUAAUCAACAUUUGUUUUAGUAGCCGAACUAUUCUGUCUUUGUAGAGAUAGACAGUCAUAGAAUGAAGACCAGGCUGUUUGUAAGCUAUAGAACUUUGAAGAAAUUGGAUAGGAUGUAAGGAAUAUUAAGAUGUUUUGUAUUUACCAUUAACAAGCCUGGGCAUUUAGAAUUCAUAACAAGGAAAGAAGUGCCGAUCGUGACGAAAUAUGGAGUGUUCUAUAGCAGAUCUCAAACGCGACCAGAAAACAGAAAAUGCUCUAUUUUAUUUUGAGCUACUUGCUUCGUCGUCUGGUCUCGACAAGCUAUUGCUCGUUUUGUCGCAGGUAUGAAUUACUCAAGAUCUUCGAAGUGUAACCAGUGGAACAACGACAAAUAAAGCGGAGCGGACUUUUCAAUGUAAAUCAUAGAUUUUUCGAGUUCUUCGAAGCAAAUUGAAAUACAUGUUGUGGGGCAACUUGUUGCAGUGCGCAUGCGCUUUCCCACUGUUUUUAUUAUUUUUCUGACUAAUUAAUCAAUCCGUCAUGAUAAAAGUAAGACAAUUGUCUUUAGAACAUGAGUAAACAUCAGCCACAGUCCGGGCGCUUCAAAAGCAGGCAAAUCCCCCAACGAGAUUAUGGAUCACCGACACAGUUUUCAUUUUCCAUGCAGCUUGAAACUAAUAGGGGGAAAUUUUUUAUUUAGCGAUGUGAAGAAGCUAGAAUAGGCGUUAAACUUCAGUUAGAAAAUUUAAUUAUUAUUAUUAUUAGAAAAUUAUAAGAAAAUUAAAGACUAUUUCAGAUGUCGGAACGUAAAUAUUAAUGGAAAGGAGACCAUCUAUCCUCCAGAUAAACAUAAAACUUUAUUUUUGGCUUUGCUUUUGCAGCUUUGAUUUUUUGUAGUCUUGAAUUUUUUUACUAUGGAGCCCUAUGAUCAUUUUAAGCUCAAACUUGGAGUCAGCUAAUUUUUUUUAUGGCGUAUUUAAAUGGUCCGUGAGGGAGUCGAAACGUACCAAUCUCACUCGCUCGUAGGUACUAUUGGAAAAAUGUUGUAAAUUUAGAAGACAUUUUUGUUAAGUUUUCAAGUUGAAUACGCGAUACAAGCGAAUUAGAUUAAAUAAGCACUUGUAUAAAAAUGUAUCUGCUGGCAGGUACAAAACAUUUCAUUCAAAUGUUCAAAUGUAGCUAAUAAAAUACUUCCAUGACAUCAGUUUUAUCCAUAUAUAUAUUAAAACUUUGUAAUUGUUAGGUAGUAUCAGAAGAUACAUUCAAUUAUAUACUUAUAUGAUAAUUUCACAAUGUAAUGGUCUUGGCUUGAGCUGAUCACCUUUUCCUUGUAAUGUUUUAAAGAACAUAGCUAACUUGCAAUCGUUAAGCUUAAAAAGUAUCGAAUUAGGUUGAAUUAGGCCAAUAAUUAAUUAAUUUGAAAAAAAAAGCGCCAUUUUUUCUUUAGAUUACGAAAGUAGUUGAUUUAGUUACGAAACAGUGUACGCGUAUCCACCCGUUGAUAACGCGUAAUACCCGUUGAUAUGAUAAAAACUAUGUCUGAUUUUCUAUAUGAGUUCGCAUGUUUUUUUUUUAGUGAGGUACAUAUCCUUGUGACUCAAUUACUUAAAUUGUGCCGCAUCGUUUGCAGUGUUUGUUUAAUCCUUAGCCCGUUUAACAGGAAGACUGACCUUCUGAGCUUCCUCCAUGAACAUACGGACAUGAAAAUAUGGCCACAUGAUUUUAGAAUGUAACAAUAUUUUCAAUAGAUCGCUAAAACCCACUGCUUUUAUAAAGGAUCAGUUACAUUUUAAAAAAAAAUUGUAUUAUACUCGAAUAUACAUGGUUGUGAGUUGAAACCCAUAUAA
Varroa destructor (honeybee mite) is the source of this 3310-nucleotide messenger RNA. RefSeq lists its product as uncharacterized. Lineage: Eukaryota; Metazoa; Arthropoda; Arachnida; Mesostigmata; Varroidae. The record is from RefSeq and is a predicted model, not a curated record.